Messenger RNA from Carassius auratus (goldfish), 847 nucleotides. Its product is annotated as 26S proteasome regulatory subunit 7-like. Lineage: Eukaryota; Metazoa; Chordata; Actinopteri; Cypriniformes; Cyprinidae. The transcript has 6 exons. The annotation marks the transcript as partial. Gene Ontology annotation, molecular function: ATP binding; ATP hydrolysis activity. The record is from RefSeq and is a predicted model, not a curated record.
AGAGAAGUGGUUGAGACCCCUCUGCUCCAUCCUGAGCGCUUUGUGAACCUGGGUAUUGAGCCUCCAAAGGGAGUGCUGCUGUUUGGACCCCCUGGUACAGGGAAGACCUUGUGUGCACGAGCUGUGGCUAACCGUACUGAUGCCUGCUUCAUCAGAGUCAUCGGAUCCGAGCUGGUUCAGAAGUAUGUUGGAGAGGGUGCCAGGAUGGUUCGUGAACUGUUUGAGAUGGCAAGGACCAAGAAAGCCUGUCUGAUCUUCUUUGAUGAAAUUGAUGCCAUUGGAGGUGCCCGUUUUGAUGAUGGAGCUGGAGGAGAUAAUGAAGUGCAGAGAACUAUGCUGGAGCUGAUCAACCAGCUGGAUGGAUUCGAUCCCAGAGGAAACAUUAAAGUCCUGAUGGCCACCAACAGACCAGACACCCUGGAUCCCGCUCUGAUGAGACCCGGCCGGCUGGACAGAAAGAUUGAGUUCAGCCUGCCUGACUUGGAAGGACGUACUCACAUCUUCAAGAUCCAUGCCCGCUCUAUGAGUGUGGAAAGAGAUAUCCGCUUUGAACUUCUUGCACGUCUCUGUCCUAACAGCACAGGUGCUGAGAUUCGCAGCGUGUGCACAGAGGCAGGAAUGUUUGCCAUCAGAGCUCGUAGAAAAAUCGCUACAGAGAAAGACUUUCUGGAGGCUGUGAACAAGGUCAUCAAAUCCUACGCUAAAUUCAGCGCCACCCCUCGCUACAUGACUUACAACUAAAUGUUUUUCUCCACUUAAAUGUUUUCUGCCUGAUAAUUCAAGGAUUCCCAUGUGUCUCGUCACUUUUCUUGUGAUAUCAAUGAUUAAAUAAAAACAUUUAUCCUUA